GAAAGCUUCCUUUAAUUUUGUAGGUUAGAAAUAUUUUAAAUUUUUCAGUUUCAAUUUUUUUAGUUUAUUCUAAAUUCAGAUUAUUUGCAUCUAUAGGCGAAAGUAUUAUUUUAAAAUAGAAGCAAAUAGAUAUAAAGGGAUUUUUGGUGUUAUACUUACGGUUGUAUUGUAGAUAUAAAAUAAAAGUGAUUCUAAAUCCUUUUUUAUGAAAGUUGAAUCCAAUUGUAUCCAAUAAAAACUUAAAAUGCCAUCGGAAAUUAUACUUAUAACGGGUUUUGGUCCAUUUAAAGAUCACAAAGUAAAUGCUAGUUGGGAAGCUGUAAAGGAAUUGAGAACUAUUGCAGAAUUGAAACAUUUGAUUAUUCAUGAAAUCGCAGUAGAAUAUAAUCAUGUUGAUGUUGUAGUACCCAUGUUAUGGAAAAAGUAUGACCCAAAGCUUGUGAUACAUGUAGGGGUAUCAAGUAUAGCCAAUAAAAUUACAUUAGAAACUUGCGCAUUUAGAAAUGGUUAUAAUCGUUUGGACUGUAAAGGUAAUACAUUAAAGAAUGGUGAAUGUGCAAAUGAAAAAGGCACUGAUGUGAUAUUUACUGAGCUGAAUACUCAAGAAAUAUGUAACGCAAUAAAUAACCAAGGAAAAUUAAAAUCUUGUGUAUCAAAAAAUGCAGGACGAUAUUUGUGUGAAUACACUUUUUACAAGUCUCUUACUAUAGAUAAAGAAAGAACUUUGUUUGUGCACGUACCGCCACUGAAUUCCCCUUAUAAUGAAAGGGAGCUAGCAGAGGGUCUUUUAUUGAUUCUUCAAAAAGCACUAGAACAACUUGAAACUAAAGAUAAUGAAGUGUAAAUCUCAGCAUUUUAACUAAUCAUUAAUUAACACUGAAUUUAUUGUAGGUAUUAAAAAAUAAUAUUGUUAAUAAAAU
Molecule: messenger RNA, 920 nt
Organism: Agrilus planipennis (emerald ash borer)
Lineage: Eukaryota; Metazoa; Arthropoda; Insecta; Coleoptera; Buprestidae
Product: pyroglutamyl-peptidase 1
Exons: 4
Coding region: 245-844 (199 amino acids)
Biological process (GO): proteolysis
Cellular component (GO): cytosol
Molecular function (GO): pyroglutamyl-peptidase activity
Source: RefSeq, a predicted model, not a curated record